Podarcis lilfordi (Lilford's wall lizard) is the source of this 14858-nucleotide messenger RNA. Lineage: Eukaryota; Metazoa; Chordata; Lepidosauria; Squamata; Lacertidae. The record is from the annotation of a GenBank genome assembly.
AUGGCGCCCGGGGUGACUUUCCCUCGACCAAGAUGGCGUCCGCACCUCCGCUUCCGGAAGAAAGGCGUCACUUCCUCCGGGCGCGCCUUCCGUUUCCGGGAGGAAGUGGGCGGUGGCGGCGGGCGGGCGGGAGGUGCGGCGAGAUGCCUCGCGCGCGUCCGGAAGAAGCUCUGGGUCGCCCGAGGGAGGCUGGUAGGCGGCGGGGAGGCCGAGGCGGGGGCCGGGCGGGGGGCGGCGGGCCAGGCUCUCACUUUCCCCUUCCCCGCAGGUCCGGCUCCGGGAGGCGCCCGGGACCCCCUCGAGCAGGGCUGGCGGGGGCGGGAAGCGGGGAGGGGGAGGGAGGGAGGGGAGCCCCCCCCGCCCCGCUCACUCCCCUUCUCCCCCCAGCACGUGAUGGCGCAGCGGGGGGCCGAUCACAUGCCCUUCUUCCUCCACGAAGCCAACGCGGAGGCGGGACUGAUUUGCGCAGGUGAGGCGGGGGGGGGGAGAUGCCCCACUCCGGGGCCUGGCGGGGGGGGGGGGCGCGCACAUGCAAACGUCUAGCAGCAGCGUUUCAUUUGUAUGCUGCCUUCCCAUAGUUGAAUACAGUGGUACCUCGGGUUAAGUACUUAAUUCGUACUAUUAAGCACUAUUUCUGGGUUAGCAGAGUCUGUAACCGGAAGCAAAUGUAACCCGAGGUACCACUGUAAUUCUUAUUAUUAGUAGUACAGUGGUACCUCAGGUUACAGACACUUCAGGUUACAGACUCCGCUAACCCAGAAAUAGUACCUCGGGUUAAGAACUUUGCUUCAGGAUGAGAACAGAAAUUGUGCUCCGGCGGCGCGGCAGCAGCAGCAGGAGGCCCCAUUAGCUAAAGUGGUGCUUUAAAGUGGUUAAGAACAGUUUUAGGUUAAGAAAGGACCUGCAGAAUAAAUUAAGUACUUAUCCCAAGGUACCACAGUAGUACUUAUAUGCUGUGGUCUAAACCACUGAGCCUCUUGGGCUUGCCAAGGUUGGCAGUUCCAAUCCCCGCAACGGGGUGAGCUCCCGUUGCUCGGUCCCAGCUCCUGCCAACCUAGCAGUUCGAAAGCAUGUCAAAGUGCAAGUACCGUAUUUUUCGCCCCAUAGGACACACCGGCCCAUAGGACGCAUCAAGUUUUUUUGGGGGGAAAUAAAGAAAAAAAAAUUAUUUCCUCCCCAGGCGCUUGUGGGGCCGGCAGCGGGGAGAAGCGCUCUUCUCCCCGCAGUCCGCCUUCAGACCAGGUCCGGGGACAGCGGGAAGACGCGCUGCGCCUCCCAGCUGUCCCCGGAGCUUGCGGGGCAGGCAGCGGGGAGAAGUGCUCUUCUCCCUGCCGCCGGCCUUCAGAUCAGGUCCGGGGACAGCAGGAAGAAGCGCUGCGUCUCCCAGCUGUCCCUGGAGCUUGCGGGGCUGGCGGCGGGGUCUCCCCGCCGUCAGCCUCCAAACCACUUCGGGAGACAGCGGGAUGGCGGCGUUCCGCCUCCCUCUGUCCCCCAACCUUGUGGGGCUGGCGCUGCGGCUCUCCUGAAGCCUGGAGAGCGAGAGGGGUCGGGGCGCACCGACCCCUCUCGCUCUCCAGGCUUCAGUGAAAGCCUGCAUUCGCCCCAUAGGAUGCACGCACAUUUCCCCUUCAUUUUUGGAGGGGAAAAAGUGCGUCCUAUAGAGCGAAAAAUACGGUAGAUAAAUAGGUACCACUCCGGCGGGAAGGUAAACGGCAUUUCUGUGCACUGCUCCGGUUCGCCAGAAGCGGCUUAGUCAUGCUGGCCACAUGACCUGGAAGCUGUUCGCCGGCUCCCUUGGCCAGUAAUGCGAGAUGAGCACGCACUCCAGAGGGAAUGUCUUGGUGUUUAGAACGGGUUGUGCAGUAUGUACAGAAGCAGAGAAAAGCUUAGAAGCAAGACUUCCCAUCAUGCCACAGUCAUGUGCAGAAGCAGAGCUUCCCUUCAGUCCACAACUGGACCUAACAGUCAGGGGUACCUUUACCUUUACUUAUUCCCUGCCCUUCUGGCUGGGUUUCCCCAGCCACUCUGGACGGCUUCUAACAAAAGAUUAAAACAUCAGUCAUUAAAAACUUCCCUAAACAGGGCUGCCUUCAGGUGUCUUCUAAAAGUCAGGUAGUGGUUUAUUUCCUUGACAUCUGCUGGGAGGGCGUUCCACAGGGCGGGCGCCACCACUGAGAAGGCCCUCUGUCUGGUUCCCUGUAGCCUCACUUCUCGCAAUGAGGGAACCGCCAGAAGGCCCUCGGAGCUGGACCUCAGUGUCCGGGCAGAACGAUGGGGGUGGAGACACUCCUUCAGGUCUCCUGGGCCGUUUCCGCCAACGCACGUGCCAGUUGAAACCAUGCUCAAGGCAGCUUACAACAUGACAAGGUUUACACAAUCACAAACGUCACAAACGAUAAAUAAAACACAUCAAAAAGUACACGAUUAAAUGGAAACAAUUUCCACAUAAAUCAUAAGAUCCGAAACCAAAGAUGCAACAAUAACAGCAACAACCUCUCCCAACCCCCUGUAAACAAUACCCUGUAAAAGAUGAAUAUACAGGGGUUCCUGCACUGCAGCUGGGUUGGGCUAGAUGACCCUUGGGAGUCCCAACUCUGCAGUUCUCGGAUUCUAGGAUAUACACACAGAUUUGGGGGGGGGGGGAAGAGAUGGUGUGAGUUUCUGAGUCCUGAAGCCACUGUCAAGGGAGCACAUCAAAGCAAAUGACAAACACCCCUUGCAAACCAUGGGUGGCUUUAAUGAACGGAGGGGGCACAGGGUUGCCCAUGGAAGCUCUAUGCCCCUGAGCACCAGUUUCUGGGAAUCACAAGCGUUGCGCUCAGGUUUCUGCUGCUGUGCUCCCCAUUGGGGCCUCUGGUUGGCCCCCCAGAGAGCGGGAUGCUGGACUAGAGAGCCCAUUGGUCUGACCCCGCAGGCUUCGCUUCUGUUGUUAUGUUUCUGCAUCAGGAUAGCUCUGCUGAGACAGGUGCUUGGGGACUGCCCCACAGCUGCCACAUUUUGUCCCAGAAGCUCACCAGAGGCCAAGGCGAAGCCUAUUUCAGAAGUCCUGGCUUCAGACCUGGCCAUAACAGCAGAGACCAAGUCAGGGCUAGCUCUAGGCUCUUGCCGCUCUAGGCUGGACAAGGGCACAAGAGGGCAUGUCUUUGUGUGCCUGCCCUGCCUGCUUCUUUCUCAGCAACGGUGCCCCUUUCCUUUCCCUGCUGGGUAUUUCCCCCAGGCCAUGGCUGGGUUACUGCUCCCCGCUGCCCUCUCUUCAAAAGAGCUCACGCUCACUGUGUGGUCUCUCUUCAGACGUGGACAACAGACCUUGCUGGUUUUGUGCCAAUGAUGACUACAGUGAUGAUGAUUGGGGGAGCGACGAGGAGGAACUGGAGGAAGAGAGGGCCCAGAAUACCAGCCCAGCCACAUUCUGUGGCUUUAAGAAAUCCUUCCUUUGCAAGCCUUCUGCCUUUGCCCUGCCAGCAAGCAGCAAGAAAGACAGCCCUCUGCUGGGCAUUUCUCUGCCCCAGAAGCAGCAGCUCACAGCUGAGGUGAGGCAUGCGCCAGGGCCUGUUCACUCUCCUCCAGCCUUGCCUGGUUCUUCCCUUGACUUCCUGCAACCCCAUGGCUCUUGCCUCAUUCUCUGGAUUUCACCCUUCGCUGCUGACUUACUUCUCUGAAAGGAAUUGGGGGGGGGGGGUCCAUCCCCUUUCCUUUGCUGUCCUUUCCAUCUUUGCUGCCUGCCAGACCAGACAGCGCUUCCUGAAAAUAAUAAUAUAAUAAUAAUUAUUAUUAUUUAUACCCUGCCCAUCUGGCUGGGUUUCCCCAGCCACUGUGGGUGGCUCCCAACUGAAUAUUAAAACACAAUACGGUAUUGAACAUUAAAAACUUCCCUAAACAGGGCUGCUUCCAUGAAGCCCAUGCUUGAAUUCUGUCCUGCCUUUUUGUGGGGAGCCUCAGCGCAUGCUGGGACAGGUAAGGACAGCGAUGUGUGUCUGUGCACACCUGCUUGACUCUGCUGAAAGGUCUCGCUGUCCGGAUCUUUCUCAGGAAGCGGCGAGGAAUGCUGCAGAGUUGGUUGCCGAAGAGGAGCGCCUCAAGAAGAAGGCUGAGAAGAAGAGGAUGAAGAAGAAGGUGCUUGCCUCUGUGCGAUCCGCGUGGUGGUGGUGGGGCCUCUGCUGGGGGAGAGGCUGUCCUUGUGCCUCGAUGUCCGUCCGUUGCCCCAUUGCGUGUGCUGCUUUCUCUUUUCAGAGGCAGAAGGACCGGAAGAAGCAGGAGAAGCGCGACCAGGAGCUGAUGGCCAAGAGCAUAGCUGAGGGAGUGAGUGGCCACUGUAGGCGUCUGCACGUUUGCCCAUCUGCCGCAGGGGAUGCACAGCCCUUUCAGAGCGUUGCUGUGUUGCUUGCCGGCAGGUUCAGGUUGCUCAGUUGAAGUGGAUUUGCAGCGUCGCACAACCUCCCUGCAGGCAAACUGCAAUGAGGGCUCAGGAAGAAACCCUUCUCCUCCCCUUGAACCUUCCUGCUGCUUCCAGGCUGGCAAAAUGGGCCACAGUCAGUGAAGCUCAUUGGCAAGCGAGGGCCUUGUAUUUAGCAUAGAGCUCCAAAGUCCAAAGGGUUGGCCUUGGCAGAGGUGGGUUGCACUGAGGCCCCAGCUCUCCUGCAGGUAGGGCCUGCCGCAGAAAACCCCUUGGUUUUGCCCCAGAGGCAGGUGGCUCCUUGCUGCCCUCACAGGCUGCGUCUCUCCUUGUGCAGGACGAGUAUUUGAACAGCAGCAGCGAUGUGCAAGGUUCUUACUGCCUGGCUGCCAUUCCGAGUGCCUUGGGACCGGCCCGGCCCGAUUCAGAGGAGAGCUCCACCCAGGACCUCAGUGAGAACAUGGCUUCCCCGGGCAGGAGCACAGAGGAGGAAACGGAGGCAAGUGGGACCCAUACACUCCUCUGGCCCCUGGGAGGCCUGGGAGGGAGACAGGCUCAGCAAGGGGGGCGAAGGGGAAGAGGGAGCCUGUGGGUCUGGCAGAACAACCCAGCCCCUCAAGUUGGGCAGGCAACCUGGUGCCGUCCCUGAAGUUCUCUUCUGCACAGCUGGGGCUUGUCUGCGCUUCUUGUUGCGCAUCAGGACAGGCAAUUUAGGGGGAAAUUCCCCGUGAGAAAACAAGGUGUAUUGUGGGGGUGGAAUAAUAUUUCUUUCCUUGUGUGCAGUGGUCCCAGUAUGGCUCAACCUCUAACAGCAGCUAUUUUCUUUCAACGUUCUUUGAAAAGAAGAAGCUGGGCAGAACUUGUUUUCCUGCCCUGAGCCCGGUCUUGGCUGGGGAGGGCGGGGUAUAAAUAAAAUUAUAUUAUUAUUAUUAUUAUUAUUAUUAUUACAAUUUUAUUAUUUAUAUGCCGCCCAUCUGACUGGGUUGCCCUGGCCUCUCUGGUUGGCUCCCAACAAAAUAAUUAAAACACCAAAUAUUAAGAUACAGGGCUGCCUUCAGAUGUCUUCUAAAAGUCAAAGAGUUCUGUAUUUCCUUGACAUCUGAUGGGAAGGCGUUCUGCCCGAUUCCCUGUCACCUCCCUGUUCUGCGCCUUGGCUUGACGCAGGCUGCGCAUGGAGGGUCGGGGGGCAGAGAGAGAGGCUGCUUUCAUUUGUGGCUCUGCCCAUCCCUGCCCCAUGGAACAGGAAGCAGCCUUUCCAUGUGGGUCCUGUUUGGUGCGGGGAGGAGGCAUUUGUGACCGGGCUUCUCUUUGGGGAAGUGCUCUUUUUUAGGGAAGGUGUUUGAGAGAUUCAGGACGUGGCCACGAGUUGCUCUUUCCUGUCUCUCACCUGCAGGAGGAGCUUGAUCUGACCAGCACUUUUGUAUCGAAAGCUCGUCUCAAGGUGGGCUCCAAGCCCCCCCCACUGCCGCUGCCGAGGAAGGAGAAGGCAGCCCAGCCUGACAGAAAGGAGCCAGAGGUGAAAGAGCAGGAGCAGGUGAGGACGGGUUUAAGAGUGGUUGUUUUUCAUAGAAUCCUAGACUUGGAAGGGAUCCCCAAGGGUCAUCUAGCCCAACCCCCGCAGUGCCAGGAACUCCACUAAAGAAUCCCUGACAGGUGGCCAUCUAACUGCAGUUUGAAAACCUCCAGCAAAAGAGAGUCGUCCACCUCUAGUCCAAACCCCUGCAAUGCAGUUAUUUCCAACAUUUGGUUGGGGUCUCCUUUAUUGUCAUUUGAAUCCAUUGGUUUGGGUCCCGCCCUCUGGAGCAGCAGAAAGCAAGCUUGCUCCAUUGACGCUAAUGGACUUGACUUACUUGGGUCGAUUAAUUGCACUGGCUCCCGGAAGAGUAUAGGGUCAGGUUCAAGGUGCUGGUCUUGACCUUUAAAGCCCUUUGUGGCUUAGGGCCCUCAUAUUUACGGACCGCCUCUCCUGGUCUGCCCCGCAGAGGACCUUAAGGUCCAUGAAUAACCAUAGUUUAGAGGUCCCGGGCCCUAAGGAAGCCAGACUAUCCUCCACCAGGGCCAGGGCCUUUUCAGUGAUGGCUCCAUCCUGGUGGAAUGCUCUGUCCCAUGAGACUAGGGCCCUUCAGGAUUUAACCUCCUUCCGCCGGGCCUGUAAGACAGAGCUAUUCUGCCUGGCUUUUAAUUUGAAUUCAGCCUGAUCUUUUAUUUCCCUUCCCUUCUCUUCCCUCCCCUUCCCUUCCCUUCUCUUCCCUCCCCUUCCCCUUUUAUGAAGAUCACCCGCUCUGAGACCCCACAGCUAAUUCUCCCCUGGGCUCCUCCCUGGCCCAAGUGGGACUAAUUCAGCCAGCUAGCCCUGGGGGUUAUCUAAUGCUUAUUAGAUGGAUUUCCCCUAAAUUGAUUUCUGAACUUUGAAUUUUAUUGUUAUUCAUGUUUUUAUACUGUAUUUUAUGCUGCUUUUACAACUAAGUGUUUUAAAUUGGUUGUUAGCCGCCCUGAGCCCCGUUUUUAAACUGGGAAGGGCGGGGUAUAAAUAAAAAUUUAUUAUUAUUAUUUAUUAUUAGAUCUGCUCUAACUUAAGUUGAACACAGCCCAUUGCUCUCUGUCCCCUAAGCUGUGCAAAUUAGGAAUCCUCAUCACUCGUGGGCACUUCUGAUUAGAAUUCUGGUUCUGUAGAAGAUUCAGAACAGGGCAGGUGGGGGAAUCGUGGCCUUGGUUUUUUGGCCACUGAUUACAGUCUUCCUCUUGAGCAGAAUUACAGGAGCCCCUGACCCCAUUUCUGCUUCUUCCAGGUUCCGAAGUCUGGGCUCCAGAUGACUCCUGUGGAGCAGAGCAUGGUGCUGGCAGGUGUGUGUUUGCCCUGGAGUGCUGGCAGUCUGCCCCCUGCCACCCUUUUCAGAGGUGCUGAGCGGGAGCGCUUAGCCUUCAGAGGGCAAAGCCUUGGACCCGGGUUCUCAGCAAGCUCCCUUCCAUUCCGGUGAUGGUCUUUUCUUCUUGCUUCUUGCAUGACCCUAAAAGAUUGCGGCAAUGAGACUGCAAAGCAGGGGGGCUACCAGGAGGCUGUGCUCCUGUUCACAGAAGCCGUCAAGCUCAACCCACGGGAAUACAGGUGAGGCCCCCUCCCCUGUGUCCUCUGCCCUUCUGUACGGCUGGAGGGGGGUGUCUGUGGGAGCCUCUGGGGAUCUGGCAGGAUCUGGCGAACCACUUCCCUGGAGUCUCCCCAGGACCAUUAAGCUGGCUGAGUAGAAAGCUGCCCCCGAGCCCUGGGACCGCCCACUACGUGACUCCAGGUAAGGCUGUAGCUCCGUGGUAGGACAGGUGUUCUGUGUGCAGAAGGUUCUGGGUUCAAACUGAGGUGUCUCAAAGCAGGGCUUGCGGAAGGCCCUUCCUGGAAGCAGGAUUCGCACCCAAGAGCAACUCUUCCUUCCUUCGGUUUCCAGCAGCUGAUUUUCAGCCACAUUGCAGCCUCCGUCUGCGGAGGAGGAGCCUAGCUGUUGUUGCCACUGGCCCUCGAUCGUUCUCCUCCAACCUUUUGUCUUGUUAAAGCAACCCAAGUUGGUGGCUUUCCCUGCCUCCUGCGGGAGCCAGUUCCGUAGUUUCUGCGCUGCUUAAAGGAGAACUUCCUGGGAUGCCCACGAAUUCACCCUCUCCCUCGCCCUUCUGCCAGGUUCUUUGGGAAUCGCUCCUUCUGCUACGAGAGGCUGUGCUGCUACGCAGAGGCUCUGCGCGACGCCCAAGUGGCCCUCAGCCUCCACCCCGGCUGGCCCAAGGGCCUCUUCCGCAAGGGCAAGGCCCUCAUGGGCCUCAAGGUAGGGGUGAAGCGGGUGGGGCAAGGCUGAGAGGGUGGCCUCCUGCCUCCCCGGUGAGGCAGGAUCACGACCGUGCUUCUUCUCUCCCACCAGCGUUACGCAGAGGCCGUGAGGACCUUUGAGGAGCUCCUGCACUUUGACGGCUUCCGUGGAGACGCCGCUGUCCAGCUGGAGAAGUGCCGGGUUCAGCUUCUGCUGGUGAGCUGAGCUGGAGGCCAAGUCCUCCAUGCCCUUAAGGAGAGGGCGCACGGGGGUGCAGCCUGGCUUGGGGCCGCCAGGAUCCAGGAGGGCAGCUCGGCAGGGAUAGUUUGCACGGGUCAGGGCGUCUGUGGGGAUCGGGCGAAGGAAGCCACCUGAGAAAGAAGGGGGUCUCAGUAGGGUGGAGAGCAGCGCUAGGCACGUUCUGCUACUGGCGUGGGCCCCAUUGUGACACUGGAGAUUUAUGGACACCAGGAAGAACUUUCUGAGGGUAAGAGCUGUUUGACAGUGGAAGGGUCUCCCUUGGAAGUUGUAGACUCCCCUUUCUUGGAGGAAUCUCAGCUAGAGAUUCCUACAUUGGAGAGGAUUGAAUGAGAUGACUCAGGGUCCCUUCCAGCUCUGCCAUGCUAUGAUUUUAUCUACAUGGUGCCUAGGGAACAACUUGCACCAUAAUAUCAGCAAGACAAAGGAGAUGGUGUUGGACUUUCGGAGGAAAAAAGGAGAACUGGCCCGCUGUACAUCGGGGAGGGCUGUGUGGAGAGAGUCUCUUCCUUUAAAUUCCUAGGAGUUUAUCUCAGUGAAGACCUUACUGGGAAAAUAAAUACAACCCAGAUGGUUAAGAAAACCCAACAGAGACUUCAUCUCCUCAGAGUAUUGUGGAAGAACGAUGUCAAUCAACAUUUGAUGCUCUCCUUCUCCCGGUCCACAAUAGAAAGUGUCCUUUCCUACUGCCUCACGGUGUGGGACGCUGGUUUGACAUCAACUGAUAGGAAGUGCCUACAGAGGGUGGUGAAUCCAGCACAAGAUAUUAUGGGCUGUCCCGUGAAUCCGCUGGAUGAAAUAGCGGAAGAAGGUUGCCUCAGGAGAGUGAGGAAAAUUCUCAGGGAUGAUUCACACCCUGGGCGGCACUUUCUUGAUCUCCUGCCCUCGGGCAGAAGAUAUAGAAGCAGGAUUAGUCGCACCAACAGGGUAAAGAACAGCUUCUAUCCGUGGGCUGUUAGGCUGCUGAAUGAAAAGAGAACAACAGGGCAACUGACUUUCGGGUUUGGUGGGUGUGCGUCAGUAAACGAGGGGAAUUAAGACUAAGAGAGCUGAGUAGGGGAUGCUUGUGUAAUCUCACUGUAUACAAGUUGUACAAGUGACAAUAAAGUAUUUCAAUUUUGUUAAUCAUCAAAAUAUUAAAACAUGGUAAGUAGCGUGUGUAACGCUGAUAGCUCACAACAAAUGAAACCGAUCUGUAGAAAAUACAACUUGAAAAAAAGAGACAACAAAUGUAUUUUUAUAAACUAAGAAAUCUUUAGUAAAACCACAUUUUUAAAAAACAAACACUGUAGCUUACAAAUAAAGCAAACAAUAUUUUUCUUUGGACAGGAAAACGGUUUUGGCCAGUACCCUCCCAAGUGGAACGUCCAUGCCAGAGAAUCCUCCUUGCCCCCGACUGGUAAGAGGGCUCUCAGUGGGGCAGCUCCUUCAGUCCACACAUGAUAGAAACCCUGCAGCGAUUGUGGGGAGCCGCCAGGGGCAGGGAUCACAAGCAGUCCAUGGGCCGGCAGCACCCGGCGCGUGAGGGGUGGGGCGUUGAGCCUGCUGGUCCUAAUGCAUUGCUCCCUCCUCCUCCUCUCUUCCUCCCCCCUCCUCUCCUCCCGCUUCCUUCGUGGCAAGGUGAGCAGCCAGGUGGGCAUCCUGUCAGAAGCAUCUCCCAGGCCAGAGGGCACCUGGCACCUCUCACCAUCACCAGCUCUCAGGGCAAAGGGCUGUUGCCAUUAGCUGCGCAGGCCCCAGCCAGGUAAGGCCAAGGGGGUGGGGUGGGGGCUGUGGUUGUGAGGAGAGGCUGGGCUUUCACCGAACCCGAGGGCGUGCUGCUUUCCCCAAAACAUCUGUACCCUGUUGGGAUACUGCCAGGGAGACGGAGGCAUCAGGCAGGCCCCCAGCUGGCUCCGGACGAUCACCGGUCUCCGGUGGAACAGCAUCAGUCAGUCAGCGACACGAGCCUCAGAUACGUUUUGAGACCCGUGCACGCUCUGUCGGCAGAGAGUGUAAAUCACCUCACCGUAGAAGAGGCAGGCAGAGAGAUGUGCAAGCAAAAUGAGCAGCAUUUUAUUCAGCAUAGCUCAGGAACAAAGGAAAACGUGUCUGCUUGCCUUCGUGCCCAGCAAAACAGCAGCACAGUCAGACCUCAAGUUGAAUGUGCUUCGGGAUGAGCGUGCUCCGUGGCAACCCGGAAGUAACAGAGCGCGUUACUUCCGGGUUUUGCCACUUGCACAUGUGCAGACGCUCAAAAUGACGUCACGUGCAUGCGCAGAAGUGGUGAAAAGCGACGUGUGCGUGCGCAGACAUGCCAUCGCUAGUUACGUUACAUCGGGUUAACUAUUUAAUUUGGUCCGGAGGUCUGUUCUUAACCUGAAGCACCACUUUAGCUAAUGGGGCCUCCUGCUGCUGCCACGCCGCCGGAGCACGAUUUCUGUUCUUAUCCUGAAGCAGAGUUCUUAACCUAAAGCACUAUUUCUGGGUUAGCGGAGUCUGUAACCUGAAGCGUAUGUAACCCGAGGUACCACUGUAUAGCAAAAGCAACAUACAGCGGAAGUUCCCAGCAGACAGUGCUGGAAGUAAACAGGCAUGUGAUACCCAACAGUCAUGCCUGACCCUUUUAAGGUGGAAUGGAACUAUAUCCUAACACACCCCACCUUCUGUCCUCCAAGGGGGUGUUGGUUCUCGUCCCCAUUUUAUCCUCACCACAGCCCUGUGUGGUAGGUGAGGCUGAGAGCGGAUGUCUGGCCCCCAAGGUCCCCCAGGGAGCUCAAUGGCUGAGUGGGGAUUUGAACCCUGCUCUCUCCCUGGUCCCAGUCCAGCACUCUGACCACAUGGACACUGUGAGCCCAGGCGCCUUUAUGCCUCUCCUGCAUUCCAGGCCCUUUUCGUGACUGCAGCAUCCAGACAGCUUCUGAGAGCGGUGGCUGAGUGCAUACAAAAUCAGCCCAGUGUGCAAAGGUUAAAAACUAGAUGUUUUUGUAUGCAUUAUAAAAUGAAAUCAAAAGAACUUUACCAAAAAAAUUCUUUGGCCCUCUCCUCAUCUUUGCCUCUGGCCCCAUCCACAGCCAGCUUGUGGCCCUCAGAAGGUUGCCUUGAAAGCAAUGCGGCCCUGUUGUGGUUUUGCUCCGUGAUGAUCCAGAGCAAGUCACAAUACUUAGCUAGCAGAGUAAACAAAACUUAAACUCAAUGCAGCUUCGAGCCAGUAUACACUGAGGUCCAGCUCCAAGGGCCCUUUGGCGGUUCCCUCCCUGCAAGAAGCGAGGUUGCAGGAAACCAGGCAGAGGGCCUUCUUGGUGGUGGCGCCCACCCUGUGGAACACCCUCCCAUCAGAUGUCAAGCAAAUAAACAACUAUCUGACUUUUAGAAGACAUCUGAAGGCAGCCCUGUUUAGGGAAGCUUUUAAUGUCUGAUGUUUUAUCGGUCUAUUAUUAUUAUUAUUAUCAUCAUCAUCAUCAUCAUCAUUAAUUCUGCUGAGAACUGCCCAGAGUGGCUGGGGAAACCCAGCCAGAUGGGCUGGGUAUAAAUUAUUAUUAUUACUAUUAACAGUGGUGCCUCGCAAGACGAAAUUAAUCUGUUCCGCGAGUCUUUUCGUCUAGCGGUUUUUUCGUCUUGCGAAGCAACAAUAUUAGCGGAUUAGCGCUAUUAGCGGUUUAGCGGCUAUUAAAGGCUUAGCGGCUUAGCUGCUAAAAGGCUAUUAGCGGCUUAGCGGCUUAGAAAAAGGGGGGGGAAAGCGAAAAAAAAUCUCAAGACUCGCAAGACUUUUUCUUUUUGCGAAGCAAGCCCAUAGGGAAAUUCAUCCUGCGAAGCGCAUCGAAAAACGGAAAACCCUUUCGUCUAGCGGCUUUUCCGUCUUGCGAGGCCUUCGUCUUGCGGGGCACCACUGUACUUUUAUUAAUGCAGGGUUCCCAAAACAGACCCGACUCAGUCAGCUUCGUCCAGUAUUAUUUGCUAAAGGCAAAUGAGCAUAACAGUUCACGAAUCCAACUCUUCUGGGUUGGGAUAGUUGCAGCAAAAAUCUUAACUUAAACUUACAAUAAGACUAAAAACUUAGCACUUAAACAUGCUGUAUUCUGAACAGAUCACCACACAGGAAACAAAGGAGAGAGAACCAAGAAGGAAAGUGAAAGUGAGAGCCAGCCUCCUCCUACUGGGCUGUUAUUCUAGGAAGUGUGAACUUGGGAGAAAGACAUAAGCAUAACUCGGCUUCUCUGAAGGCCUAACCCCAAACAUCAGCAACCUUCUGCUUGCUUCCAGGCAGAAUGGAAACUUCCAGCUUGUAUCACACAGAGAAAGUUCCAGAACCUUCUUGAAUCAAAUAGAAUAGAAAAGACCUUGACACUUUAAACCAGUGCUUUCUGUCCUUCAAAAAUGCCAGCCCUGACAUGAGCAGGAAGGAGUUUCCCUCCCCGCUUCAGCCUUGGCCACUUGCUCAGGCUGGCCGGGAAGGUGGGCAGGGGCUGGGUCCCGGCUGCCUCCUGCCUGGGCGGCACUUGGCCUUGCCUACUCCUGGCUGCCAUGUCCCACAUGGGCCAGUGAGCAGGUGGGGAGGAGCCUGGGGGCUCCACGGGGAGUGGCCCCCGAUGGGCUUGGGUGGGGCAGAAGCCUUGGAUUUGCGAGCUCCAAGCGAGCUGUGGGUCGGGAUGGAGGGAGCAGGGCGAGCCGGUGGGAACCAUAGGCAAGCUGCGCGUCCCCUGGCCCCCCUGGCGGCUGUGGGUGACGGGUGUGCUCUUCUCCCAGGGAGAGGUUUCCCGUGUGGGUGGGGAACCUGACGCCCGCCGUCACCCAAGAGGUCCUGCUGUGCUACUUCCAGCCGUGAGUAUGCGCCUCCUUCCGCCCUCCCCAGGCUCCCCGGGGCCUCAGCUGACCCAAACCGGGAAGGGAGCCUUGCUUCCGAAAACCCCAACUCCUCCCUCGCUUGGAGGCCGGCCGGCUUGGCUGACACCCACUCUCCUUGGGCCGCAGGUUUGGGCCCAUUGACUCCAUCCGCUGCCUCCCGCGAAGGUUCUGCGCCUUCGUCAACUACACCUGCCGGGAAGCGGCCGAGGAAGCCUAUGUGGCGUUGCAGGUGAGGAGGUUCCCCCCUCCUUAAAGGGGAGGGGCAUUGCUUUCUCCUGCCCCCCCAGCUGUAGCCACAAAGGGCCUUCUGUCUUUCCCUCCCAGGGCGUGGAAGUCAAAGGCUGCCACCUCGUCCUGCAGCUGAAGCACCCGGUGCACGCCACUCCUCCCCUUGCCAAGGCACCCGGAAGCACCUGGCAGCAGCAGGCGGCGCCUCCGAAGCGGUAGGCAGCAGGUGGGCAGGUGCCUGUUGCGGGCAUGAAGAGCAGAUGGCCGUUUUAGGCUGCCGUAAGGGAGCCGGGUGGAUGUUGAGGCCUUCCUGCUGCCUCUCCCUCAGGGCCUCUGCGGGGCUUUGGGCACGGAAGGAGGGGUGCAGAAAGAGAGCUGGCAACAUGGGCAGGAUGCCCUGCCAUCCCCUGAUGGAUGGAGGGGCAGGUCUGGGACUUGCGAGGGCGAAGAGGGGUGCUAGGGGGAGCAGCGUCACUCCAGGAAGCAGCAACCCCUCUCCCGGCUCCUCUUCCUCCAGGGAGACUCCUCUGGGCCCCCCCGCCUUCCUGAGCUCCUCCUGGCUCCGCCGCCUCGGCCACCUCCCUCAGUGAAAUACCUCGGCGGAGAAGAUGCUGCGCUUGCAAGCCGACGUCCCGGCUGGGCCCCUUGCAGCUGAGGAUGCUGAAGAUGUGGGGACCGGCCUGUGGGCUGCCCCCUUCCUGCGGGUCGGGGGGGGGGACUGGUGGUGGAGGACACAAGCGCAGUUGCCUGUGGGAGCCCCCCAGGCACGUGGGAUUGCUGGGUGGGGCAGCUGUGGCCUCUGCCUUCUCCAAGGCUGCCACUGGCCAUUUGAUCUCCCUCUGUCCUCCCUCUGGCUUCUGAUGAGACCAGAUGCAGAUCAGGGAAACUGAGGCCGAGGACUGGGGCGGUUGGGGGGGUCUCUGUCCUCCUUUUGCUCCUGGGAGCCCCCCUUCUCCAAAGCAGGUAUCUGCCCCCACCGGGUGUGGAAUGAUGCACCUGCAGUAGGGCAGGCAGCUGCCUCUUCAGCCACCCCCCCAACUUUACUGCCUCUGUGGGGCUGAAGUCCUCUUCUUCUACUGUUCCUUUGAGCCCUGCCCCUCCCUGAACCCCGUGCACUAGGUCCUGGUGAGAAUGGGGAGGGCAGGAAGUUGUCUGUGUGUGGGUCUCCCUGCCUGAGGGUGUGGGGCUGGUGUUGCUGGUGGGUGGCCUUGGGGCGCCCCCUUGUGUGUGGGGCCUGGAAGGCAGGAGCCUUCUCCCCCUGCCCUUUUGGUUCUGCUCAGUGUGUUCAGGGAUUUGUGCCUGCCACGUGGUUUUUACACUGUUCACAAUAAACUCAUUAAAAGCCGACCGGUUCCUUUCGUAAGAGG